Molecule: messenger RNA, 933 nt
Organism: Sceloporus undulatus (fence lizard)
Lineage: Eukaryota; Metazoa; Chordata; Lepidosauria; Squamata; Phrynosomatidae
Product: vomeronasal type-2 receptor 26-like
Exons: 2
Biological process (GO): G protein-coupled receptor signaling pathway
Cellular component (GO): membrane
Molecular function (GO): G protein-coupled receptor activity
Source: RefSeq, a predicted model, not a curated record
CCAGAAGGGAAGAUGUCAAACCAGAAAGAUAUGAAUGACUGCAUCAGUGGCCAAGAGGAUCGGCAUCCAAACAUGGAAAGAAAUGAAUGCCUUCUCAAACAUCUGAACUUUCUUUCUUAUGAUGAACCCUUGGGUGUCAUGUUGGCUAUUUUGGCGCUCUCUCUUGCAAUGAUCACAGCAAUGGUUCUUGGAACCGUCACUAAAUACCGGAACACCUCCAUUGUUAAAGCUAACAACAGGAACCUCACCUACUCUCUGCUCAUUUCCCUUCUUCUCUGCUUCCUUAGUGUUUUGCUCUUCAUUGGUCAGCCACACAUACUGACUUGUCAUCUACAACAAAUAGCUUUUGGCAUCACCUUCUCAGUGUCUGUUUCUUCCAUCUUGGCAAAAACCACCACAGUGGUUCUGGCUUUCAUGGUCAUUAAGCCAGGAUCUAAAGUGAAGAAAUGGGUGGGGAAAAACCUUGCAAACUCUAUUGUUCUUUGCUGCUCAUUUAUUCAGGUGUGCAUUUGCAUAGCAUGGCUAUGUAUGGAUCCUCCAUUCCUGAAUUUGGAUGUGCAUUCUCUACCUGAAGAAAUCGUAGUGGAAUGUAAUGUAGGAUCAACCAAUAAUUUGUAUUAUAUUUUGGGAUACAUGGGAUUCCUUGCUCUUCUUAGUCUGAGUGUGAGUUUCGUUGCUCGAAAGCUCCCCGAUACUUUUAAUGAAGCCAAGUUUAUCACUUUCAGCAUGUUGUUGUUUUGUAGUGUGUGGGUGUCAUUUAUUCCAACUUACUUAAGCACUAAAGGGAAAUAUAUGGUAGCUGUGGAAAUUUUUUCCAUCUUGGCUUCUGGUGCUGGAUUGCUGGGUUGUACCUUCACACCUAAAUGUUAUAUAAUUCUGCUUAGGCCUGAACUGAACAUUAAGGAGCAGCUAAUAAAAAGGAAAAGAAUGUAA